CAUAGCACACACGAUACCCAAAGCUCAUAACUUCAUAAAAUCUCCUCUCUCUCUCUCUCUCUCUCUCUCUUUGAAAGCCAUGGCAGACGAUAUGGGUUCUGAUACUACAUGCGUCGGCAGCAAGCGAAGCGUGGAAGAGAUCGAAGAGACUCAAACUGGGUCUCCAAUUCCAGAGCAAGAUAGCCACCACGCAAACUCGUCUGACAUCGUUUCGCCUCUGAAACAAGACCACGAAUUCAUCCCCAAGACCCCGCCUUUCCUCGUCCCUGAGUCCUCCAAGAAGGUCAAGUCUUCACCUGACUACGCCCAAGAUAUGCCCGCUUCUGGGUUUUCUGUUUCUGAUUCUGUGGGAAAUGAAGUGGGUCUCUCUGGAAUUCAAGAAAGCAAGAACGAAGGCUUGGCUGCUGCUGAGAAUCUCUUGGAUGUGAAAAAGAAGCAAUUGUUGGAGGAGGUUGAAGCCAAUCUUGUGCCUGCAGAGAAAAAGGUCUCUUCUUUGAGAGUUGAAAUAAUUGAUGAAACUGCAUUGAUUGAAACCUUCAAGCCAAUGGGUUUUCUGGGUCAUGCUAAAUCUGGUGCACAGAGGAAUGCAAAGCAAGAAGUUAAUGGAAAGAAGGCAAGAAACCAACGAAGGAAAGAGAAGCUGGCAAAUAGGUUCAAGCCUGAGAAUACCAUCCAUGUGGCUCAACCUCCUCACAGCUCAGGAGCCAAGAAGAUCACUUACUCGAGGAUGGAGUUGGAGGCCAUGCGGUUUGUGAACCUUGCAGAACAGAGGAAGCUGUGGGAACAUGUGUACAAUGGGCUUGGGCCAGUGGUGGCAAGGGAGUAUGAUGAUCUGGCGGUCUCUAAGCAUCAGAAGAACAUCCAGUUCAACUCUGAUCAUCGUAAGCGCUAUGGGAAGAUGGACCAGGCACCUGGCAUUCUUGGGGAAUCAUUAGGAAACUCGGUGAAUAAUGAAACCCAAGAUGUCAGUCUCCUGGACCCUGUUUGCAGUUAUAAUGUUACUAAUGAAGAUGGGUAUCCAUUUCCAGAAAAAGAGUGCAGCGAAGAUGAUGACAGUGAUGAAGAGUAUGCUAGCAUUCAGAGGCCUGCCUUUUUGGUUGAAGGAGAACCCAAUUUUGAUUCUGGGUCACCAGAAGAUGGAUUUGAGUACCUUAGGCGUGUCAGGUGGGAAGCUGCUCAAAUUCCAAAAGUGAGGGUAGCCAAGGUUGAUAGAAGCAAAUUUAACAGAGAACAGAGUGAUUAUAUGCCCAAAAUUCCUGAGAUUGCUAAAUGUCCAGAACAAUUGCUGUCGCUGAAACAAUGGGAGGAGGCUUUUCUUGCCGAUUUUUCAGAUCUAAGGCUGGAUCUGUCUCGUUUUGAGGGUUCUGGUGCCAACACAUCUCAAGAUUUGCAAUCAAAAGUUAUUCUUCACAAGAAUUGCUCCUCCCAUCAGCCACCGGUCAAUAUUGUUUUUGAAAAUUUUGCUCAUGUCAAAUCUACGGAAAUUGACUGCACGGAAAACUCCGAUUAUCAGCCAUCCUUGUUGACUGCUGAAGGUGGUAGUGCCUCACCCCCUGUGGAAAACUUCAGUCCUAAAGCUUCUGUGGAUCAUAGUUCCAGAGACUCCCCGUUGUUGUCUGUGAUUUUUAGAUUGGACUCUGUUGCUAGAGUAUCUAUGUUGAGAAAACGCAUAAAGGCAGCAGAGGACACCAGCACACUGUCAAGGGAUGAUUGCCUGUGGCUAUUUGCGCUGUGUGCAGUUGUUGAUACUCCACUGGAUGCUGACACCAGUGCUUCUGUGCGGAGUCUGCUAAGGAAGUGUGCUGCAUUGCGAGCUACAAAAUCUACAGUUGACGAUGAGUUAAUAAUGUUGAAUAUUCUUGCCACAAUAUCAGGUAGAUAUUUCGGGCAGUCAGAAAACUGAAGCUUUCCUUAUUUUCUACGUCUCCCCUUGAUGAUGAAAGGGAGACUACGUAGUGAAGAGCUGCACUGUAAUUUAUGAAGAGGUGUUAAUCCGUUUUUGGUUUCAAUAACCGGAGGAAUUCAUUAUUAUCAUUCGCAUACUUGUUUGUGGUGCCAUUCGUCCCCUUUCGCAAACUAGGCUUGGUAUGUGUAUCUGCCUGCAUCCGGUAUCAAUCAGUUUGGAACUUGUAUUAGCAUUCCAGCAGUUUUGUAGAUAAUGGUCAUCAUGGUGCUAUAUAUAUAUAUAUUUUAUGUUGUGCCUCGAAUAA
Rosa rugosa (rugosa rose) is the source of this 2210-nucleotide messenger RNA. RefSeq lists its product as uncharacterized. The transcript is spliced from 4 exons. Gene Ontology annotation, cellular component: nucleus; SMN complex. The record is from RefSeq and is a predicted model, not a curated record. Gene Ontology annotation, biological process: spliceosomal snRNP assembly. NCBI's taxonomy places the organism in Eukaryota, Viridiplantae, Streptophyta, Magnoliopsida, Rosales, Rosaceae. The coding region runs from base 80 to 1903 and encodes 607 amino acids.